Messenger RNA from Vicugna pacos (alpaca), 3694 nucleotides. RefSeq names its product KLF transcription factor 6 (gene KLF6). NCBI's taxonomy places the organism in Eukaryota, Metazoa, Chordata, Mammalia, Artiodactyla, Camelidae. The record is from RefSeq and is a predicted model, not a curated record. Gene Ontology annotation, biological process: regulation of transcription by RNA polymerase II. Gene Ontology annotation, molecular function: DNA-binding transcription factor activity, RNA polymerase II-specific; RNA polymerase II cis-regulatory region sequence-specific DNA binding.
GCGGAGCUUUGAAUAGGGAAGUUUUUCAGGGGUUACGUUUGCAGUCAGUCCGGUGUUUGCAAAUAUUGUGUGGGCUCGCGAGCGCGUCUCCGGGCUCCAGCAGGAUCCGAACCCGCGGCGCCUAAUUGCUGCGCACUGAGUUUGCAUGAACUUACCCGGCGCUGCAGGCACGGCUGCUGCGCUCCCGACUCCAGACCGCACACCUCCCUGUUUUCACAACAGCAGUGACUGUCUUUUCCAACCCGACAUGGAUGUGCUCCCAAUGUGCAGCAUCUUCCAGGAACUCCAGAUUGUGCACGAGACUGGGUACUUCUCGGCGCUGCCCUCCCUGGAGGAAUAUUGGCAACAGACCUGCCUGGAGUUGGAACGUUACCUCCAGAGCGAACCCUGCUACGUGUCAGCCUCCGAAAUCAAAUUCGACAGCCAGGAAGAUCUGUGGACCAAAAUCAUCCUGGCUCGGGAGAAAAAGGAGGACGCGGACCUGAAGAUGUCCCCCAGCCCCCCCGAGGAUGCUCUCAGCAGCCCCGGCUUCGGCUACAACCUGGAGACCAACAGCCUGAACUCAGACGUGAGCAGCGAGUCGUCCGACAGCUCCGAGGAGCUUUCGCCCACCACCAAGUUCACCUCCGACCCCAUCAGUGAAGUGUUAGUCAACUCUGGAAACCUGAGCUCCUCCGUCACCUCCACGCCCCCUUCUUCCCCAGAACUGAGCAGGGAGCCAUCUCACCUGUGGGGCUGCGUGCAGGCGGAGCUGCACCCCCCGGGGAAGAUGCGCGGCGGGACUGCGGGGAAGCCGGGUGACAAGGGCAGCGGGGACGCCUCCCCCGACGGCCGCAGGAGGGUGCAUCGGUGCCACUUUAACGGCUGCAGAAAAGUUUACACCAAAAGCUCCCACUUGAAAGCACACCAGCGCACCCACACAGGAGAAAAGCCUUACAGAUGCUCAUGGGAAGGGUGUGAGUGGCGUUUUGCAAGAAGCGAUGAGUUAACCAGACACUUCAGAAAGCACACUGGUGCCAAGCCUUUUAAAUGUUCUCACUGUGACAGGUGUUUCUCCAGGUCCGACCACCUGGCCCUGCACAUGAAGAGGCAUCUCUGAAGGGGCGGAGCGGCGAAUCCUGCAGGCUAAAAAGGCUUCCAGGCUGAGACGGCCGUGGAAGGAGGGUGCGUGUCCCAGCCAAAGCCAUUUUGCACCCUACCCGGUCGCCUACAGGACCUACUGGGAAGGUCUUUCGAGGGCGAAAAAAUUCAUGUCAGAAGCGGCGGAGCACCGCGGUGUGUGGUGUUUGGGUGGCCCUGGCCCGCCACUGGUACCUGUCCUCCGAGUGGUCCCUGAGCCUUUGCCGUGAGCAUGUGCACUGAGAAUGUUAAUGGUUGGGUGGGCUGUAUGUGGAGGGUCUCCCACAGACUGUGUGAUGAGGCAAGAGUCCUUUUCCUUGCAAAACUGCAAGAGACAAAAAAAAACGUGGUUUGAAUGUUUUGUGUGUGAGGCGUGUUCCGUGCGUUGGGUGAUGACCUCCAAUUGUUUCCUGGGGGGGGUGUCUGCGCCUUAGAGGGGAAAAAGAAAAAAAAAGAAAAGAAAAAAGAAGGGAACAUGUGGAGGGUAGGAGUGGGCGGUCAGGACCCUGGAGUGGCGAGUGGGUGUGGGGAGGGGAGCGCCUCUCCCUUCCGAGUGUGAGGAGAACGUUCGGUGUCUGGUUCGGCUCUGAAACGUGCAGUGUGCGAUGCGAGUGGCCUAAGCUGCUUGCUGCCACAGCGUGCAUCUGUUACCCGCUGUAUAAGCUGUGUACUUACAAUAUAACACAUCGGUGACUCCUCCUUAUAAGACAAACGUAAUGCAUGGUCUGGGGAAUUAUCUGCUUUUCCAUUUUUCAGUCAGGACUCCAGUUCUGAUCCAGUUCACUGAGCAGCUAAGAUCCGAUUGGUCGAAUUCGGUGAACCCUAGCUGUCUGGGCCUGGCAAUACACAAUCCUUCCCGCACUUCCAUUUUGUAACACUCCCCUUACAGAAAGGCGUUGUGCAGCAUAGGACUGUUUUUGCAACGGUUCCGAGUUUGAAUUGCCUUUCUGGAGAAUUUCACGAUGCCCGUGGAAGAUGUGGGACCCACGCUGGGUGUCCAGAACGCUGGGGCUGGGGAUUGCUGGUCUAACGUGUUACCUUAGACUCAGAACCUGGAAUUCUUCUCAGUUGAGUGGAUAAAACCACUAAAGCUUAGAAACUGUCUUCUCAUGCAGCUAAGUUUCUCGUAUUUAUGCCUUGAGGACUAAUUUCUGGUUUCCUAGCUGUUAAUGCACUGUAGAUCUUAAUAAUGGUGCCUUAUGCAAGUGGCCCCUUGCGUGGGGUCUCCUACAGGGGUAUGGGUGAUGAUGCUUCAUUAAGGCUCUUUUUUCACCUGGCGUUGUACUGUAUCCAUAUUAAUACAGAGAAAAGCAAAUCUAUUUAAGGUCCUCCUUCACAGAGUCAAAUAGAUGAACACCCCUCAAACAAGUCAGUAUCUCCUCAACAGUUCAGACAACUCGACUGUCAGUGUUAAAGUGGAAAACACGAGAUGUUUGGAAAAUCAGACCAUGUCUGCCCCCGUGAGGCUUACAUACAGACUUUGCACAACAAUUGUAUAGAUCCCACACCGGCUGUGUUUAGUAUGUAACAUUUUCACACGUAUUAGAGAUACAGAAGUAUAAAAAACAAUAAUGCAUUUGCUUAAAAGGCACAAGUUUCUCGCAUAUCUAUCUAGCUAUCUGUUGGUAACACAGAAAGUAUAUUACUUUUUUUUUAAGUUGGGCGGAAUUCUUGUGUAUGUAUAUUUGUGCGUAUAGUAUGUGUAUGUGUGUGUGUGUGUAUAUAUAUAUACAUAUAUAGAUAAUAUAUAAAUAUUUUUUUAAGGAGAAGUUGAAUGUUUAGCUAGGAAAUUCCACAGCCUGUGAAGAAAUACUUCAAAAUGGCCAUAAAGGAAGUAAAAACGAAAACAACUUUGGUCAAGGCUUUAUCUUUCGUUUAACGAUUUGCUGCAGGCUCCUGGCGUCACGUCUGUUGCAGACUGCCGGCUCGCUCAUUGUGAUGGGCAGGUCUGGAAUAGGGUACCUGUCUGUGGCCGUGCAGAAGUGGCGUGAACAGAAUACUAGCCCACUGGCUGGUCUCAGACACACGAAGGUUUCGAUUUCAAACGUCAGCCUUACUGAAGAUCUAACCUAAGAGCAAGCUCAUCACAGGGAUUCUUUUGUAGACACUUUUUAUGCAGAUAAAGCUAUUUUCUCCAGCACAUAGGUUCUUCCAGUUUUUCCAACGGGUAAUUGCCCCAAAUUGGCAUGCCGCAGCGUGGACAGCUGCUCCUUCAUCCCGCUGCUGGCUUGUGGGUGCAGAUCAUUUCUUUAUAUAUAUUUAUAUAUGUAUAUAUACACAUAGGAGUCUGACUGGGCUGGUAUUUUGUUUGAUCUUCCUGGAAAUGAGCAAUGGUGAGAGCUCACAUAACUGGUUUUUUUUGUUUGUUUGUUUGUUUUCUUAAAAUCUGGGCUGAUGGAUACACUUCCCUAAAGAACUCAUUUCAUUUUGCUGAGGGGGUAAAAAUGCACUUUUCUUUUGGCAAUUCCAAAUUCCAACUUGAUUUGCUGGAUUUUGGAAAACUCCUUUUUUGGCCCUGCUGUGUCCUUAGCCAUAACAAUUCUAUGAAGCAAGAAGGUAAACAAAAGAAGAAAAA